CACGUGUACAAGUAUGUUCCAUAUACGUGAUCUACACAGGGAGAUCUACCUCCUCUCCGAUGUUACAAGACCACCGUAACCUUGUUAUUCCUAUUGAGUAUUGAGGUCUCUCUGGCUUGCUCUUUAAUGGAGUACGUCGAGCAAAAACAGCUGCUGCCACGGCUGUCAGAGAAGGGUCAGAGAUGAAGCGUCUUUUAGCUGCCACAAUUCAGCUUACUUAGAUGCCAAGCUGGGUUAACCUCCCCACAUGGAUUCCUGUAGCAGCGGGGAAGCUGUGGACCAGAGGAGACAUUUCGAGCUCGCUCACUGUGACUCGCGUCGUGAAGCGAGUCAUCUUACUGUGACGACUGUCACGCUACGUCGAUAAAAGAUUCUAACAACGAUGGGUGAAAGCAAAGCGCUGGCGCUCCCUUCUUCUUUUUACUGUCGCUGCUGAGUCGCUGAGUUCGGCUUUACCUUUUGGGAAUCGUUGGGUAACGGUGCAAAUGCGAGAGCAGGGUGAUGGGAAGGAAGGGGAGCAGCUCUUGGCUGACCGCGGUCAAACGGGCGUUUAGAUCUCCGUCCAAGGACGCCGAGAAGAAGACAGCGAGGCGGCGAGAAGAGCCGGACCAAGAGGAAGAAGAGAAGCACAAGAGGGAGAAGAGGAGAUGGAUAUUCCGCAAGUCGUCGGCGCAGGACCAGCAGCAGCAAGUGCCGCAAGCGAAGGCGUCUCCGCUGCCAGCGGUCACGCCGGAGCAGAGGCACGCCAUUGCUCUGGCCGUGGCCUCGGCGGCGACGGCGGAGGCGGCGGUGGCGACUGCGCAGGCGGCCGCGGAGGUGGUUCGCCUCACCAGGCCUUCUGCUAGCUUCGUCAAGGAGCAUUACGCCGCCAUCGUCAUCCAAACUGCCUUUCGAGGUUACUUGGCGAGGAGGGCGCUGCGGGCUUUGAAGGGGCUCGUGAAGCUGCAGGCGUUGGUGAGGGGGCACAACGUCCGGAAGCAAGCCAACAUGACGCUGCGAUGCAUGCAAGCGCUAGUGAGAGUGCAGGCGAGGGUGAGAGACCAACGCGUGCGGCUGGCGCAGGAGUCGUCGGCAGCGGUUUCCCGAGGAAGCAACAAGUCCUCCUUCAACUGCGACACCUCCUUCUGGGAGUCCAAGUACUUCCAGGAGCUCGCGGAGAGGAGAUCCAUGUCGAGGGACGGGAGUAGCUUCGCAGAUGACUGGGACGACCGCCCGAGGACAAUGGAGGAGAUCCAAGCGAUGCUGCAGGUUCGAAAGGAGGCUGCUCUCAAACGAGAAAGAGCGCUCUCCUACGCCUUCUCUCAUCAACUCUGGAGAUCGGACCGGAACCCCUCUCCCUUGCUCGACGAAGAAGUGGACGGCGAGGUGGCGUCGGUGGAAGACAAGAGGCCGCACCGGUGGAUGGAUCGCUGGAUCGCGUCGAGGCCCUCUUUCGACAACAGAGUCAGCAGCAGGGCGAGAGCCUCCACCGACUAUCGGGAUCCCAUCAAGACCUUGGAGAUCGACACAGCUCGACCCUUCUCUUACUCCGCCCCCGCCAAUCCUCGCCGCCAGACGCCGCCGCUGCCGCCUCAGCCUGUCGGACAGCACCCCACCUCCCCCAUCCACCGCACCCACCUCCACAACUACCAAGCCUAUUCGCCCGCCACUCCCUCGCCCUCCAAGACGCGGCCUCUGCAAGUCCGCUCCGCCAGCCCCCGCUGUGGCCGGGAGGACCGGAGUCUUUCCACCGUCCAGACGCCGAACUACCACCACCACGCGGCGGCGUCGUCGUCAUCGUCGCGGCAGCACCACCCCGCGCCGCUGGGGGCUGCAGUACCGAACUACAUGGCGGCAACGGAGUCUGCGAAGGCGCGGGUGCGGUCGCAGAGCGCGCCGAGGCAGCGUCCGGGGACGCCGGACCGGGAUCGGGGCGGCUCCGCCAAGAAGCGCCUCUCGUUCCCGGCGCCUGACCAGCAGGGGUGCUCGCAGAACCUGAGGAGCCCGAGCUUCAAGAGCGCGGCGGGGUGGUUCCCCGGGGAGCAGCGCUCGAACGUGUCCUCUUGCUGCAACGACAGCCUCGGCGGCGAGGUAUCCCCCUCCUCGACGACGGACCUCCGGCCGUGGCUCCGGUGAGCAGGUGGCGCGGCUGUGGGCCUCACGCUCUGCUUGUGUUGUACCCUUCUCUUUUGUUUGCGCUGUUGUUUUGGUCCUCUCGUGUCCCGGGGGACGAGAAAGCUAUCAUUUCAUGUGGUGGCAGACAAAAGCAUGUGUUGGAAGUCUGCAAAGCUAAAAAGGGACGGCAUGGCCGUGAGUUGGGUUGGUAGGAAGGGACGCAGUGCGUGCAUGCUACACUGCGUGGUUUUGGGUUUUGUUCUGGUGAUGGGAAAUCAUGGGAGCUGCAGUCACAUCCUGGGCUUUUAGAAAACGAACGAGGAAGAAGUAAAGAAGAAGUCUCAUGGUUAGGGCUGUAAUCGCGUCAGUGAUCCUUUCAGAAACAGUUUUGAGUCGUA
This is a messenger RNA of Musa acuminata AAA Group (dessert banana), 2492 nucleotides long. Its product is annotated as protein IQ-DOMAIN 18-like. The coding region runs from base 502 to 2115 and encodes 537 amino acids. Gene Ontology annotation, molecular function: protein binding. Lineage: Eukaryota; Viridiplantae; Streptophyta; Magnoliopsida; Zingiberales; Musaceae. The record is from RefSeq and is a predicted model, not a curated record. The transcript has 5 exons.